AUACAAAACGCCGCCGUACGUCAAGUCUCCUCCCUUGUCUGUAAAGUUGGGUGUGCGCACAAGAGCAGACAGUGGAGGCAGCAAUGCAUUCGAGUUCGGGUUACGGUAACGGCUACCACCAUCAGCAUCAACAACACGCUGACAAGCAUUUCGGUCCGAGUCUCAGGGACCGAGCUCGCAGGGGAACUCGUCGUGGUUCUGGUGCUAGGUCGCGUGACUCGAGGGACGGCCAUGGCCCCAGUGGCGGUGCUACUGUUGGCCUUAGGGUUUGUGAGCAGCAGAGACCCCCUACGGACUUCGACAUGGCCUACUUUCACUCCUACGCUCACGUUGGUAUCCACGAAGAAAUGAUCAAGGAUCGUGUGCGGACUGAAACCUACAGAGCUGCAAUCAUGCAGCAUCAGAGUUCUAUUGCAGGCAAAGUUGUAGUUGAUGUUGGGUGUGGCACGGGCAUUCUUUCUAUAUUCUGUGCUCAGGCUGGUGCAAAACGGGUGUAUGCAGUUGAUGCAAGUGAGAUUGCAGUGCAGGCAAAUGAAGUUGUGAAAGCGAAUAAUUUAUCUGAUAUUGUCAUCGUGUUGCAUGGACGGGUUGAGGAUGUUCAAAUAGAUGAGGAGGUUGAUGUUAUAAUUUCUGAGUGGAUGGGCUAUAUGCUUCUCUACGAGAGUAUGCUAGGAAGUGUGAUUACCGCCAGAGAUCGGUGGCUGAAGCCUGGAGGUCUUAUACUUCCUUCGAAUGCAACGUUGUACAUGGCGCCUAUUACGCACUCGGACAGAUACAGUGAAAGCAUUGAUUUCUGGCGUAAUGUUUAUGGAAUUGAUAUGUCUGCCAUGUUGCCACUAGCAAAACAGUGUGCAUUUGAGGAGCCAUGCGUGGAGACAAUAACAGGCGAGAAUGUUUUGACAUGGCCACAUGUGGUAAAGCACCUUGACUGCUAUACAAUUUCAAUUCAUGAGCUAGAAACCGUUACAACUAGAUAUAAGUUCAAGUCAAUGAUGAGAGCUCCACUGCAUGGGUUUGCAUUUUGGUUUGAUGUUGAAUUUAGUGGACCUGCUGUAUCUCCUACCAACAACCAUACACCCUCGUCCCAUGUUGACGAUAAUCCCCUAGAUGGUAGUCAGAGGAAGAAACGGGCAAAUCCCAAUGAAGCACUGGUGCUGUCUACUGCACCCGAGGACCCUCCAACACAUUGGCAACAGACGUUGAUAUACUUUUAUGAUCCAAUGGAGGUUGAGCAAGAUCAACUGAUUGAAGGUUCUGUAACACUAUCACAAAGCAAAGAAAAUGCUCGAUUCAUGAAUAUUCACCUUGAAUAUGCCUCGGGUGGCCGGUCCUUUGUGAAAGAGUUGGUAAUGCGGUGAUCAUCUUAAGGACUCUUGUUCUUCAAUAUUGUGCUUCUUGGAGCAGAGCCACUAUGAGUAAUUAUAAGGCCUAUCCUGUCUUUAUUUCAAAUUGAAACUCUGCAUUUCUAAGUGGAUUUCCCUAAUUUUAACCUGAUAUAGUGGCACGAAGACAACUCAUUAGAAUAUAAGCAUAGGUGAGGCAGUUUAGGAAAAUUUGAUGUUGCCCUAUUUGUGCUUUUAACACAUUGUUGAUUUGGUUUUC
Messenger RNA from Juglans regia (Persian walnut), 1602 nucleotides. RefSeq names its product probable protein arginine N-methyltransferase 6. Lineage: Eukaryota; Viridiplantae; Streptophyta; Magnoliopsida; Fagales; Juglandaceae. The transcript is spliced from 13 exons. The coding region runs from base 84 to 1358 and encodes 424 amino acids. The record is from RefSeq and is a predicted model, not a curated record. Gene Ontology annotation, molecular function: protein-arginine N-methyltransferase activity. Gene Ontology annotation, biological process: peptidyl-arginine methylation.